GGCGUCGCUCGGCGGGUUCCGUGGCGGCGGGGGAUGAGCGCGGAAAGGGCGCGGGAGAUUCGCCAGCUGCAGAAGGCGAAGGAGAAGGCCCAGCGCGGCGGCAACCGGGUGGACGAGGCCGCGGCGUGUAACCAGCUCGGGGAGAUUUUGGCGAGCCAUGGCCGCUACGAGGAGGCUCUGGAGGAGCACCGGCAGGAGCUGCGGCUGCUGGAGGAGGCCGGCGACAGCAUCGGCUGCGCCGUGGCUCACCGCAAGAUCGGCGAGAGGUUGGCCGAGCUGGAGAACUACGAGGCGGCGCUAAAGCACCAACGCCAACACCUGGAGCUGGCUCGUUCCCUCUCGGAUGACACGGAGCAGCAACGCGCCUGGGCUACCAUCGGCCGCACCUACAUGUUCGUGGCCGACAGCCGCUCGCCGGGGGAGGCGGCGCCGGCGCUGCGCGAAGCCGAGCGGGCGUUUCGCACCAGCCUGGCCAUCGUGGAGGAGAAACUGGAAGGAGUCGUGCCGAAGCGGGAGCUGACGGAGAUGAGGACGCGGCUCUACCUCAACCUGGGCCUGGUUUACGACAGCCUGCAGGAAGCGGCCAAGAGCGAUCACUACAUCAAAAAAAGCAUCUUCCUCGCCGAGCAGGGCCGGCUGGACGAAGAUCUCUACCGCGCUUACUUCAACUUGGGGCACAUCCACCUGCGGGAGGGGGAGCACUCCGGGGCCUUGCGCUGCCUGGCGCGGGCGCGCGACUGCGCCCGCAGGAUGAAGGAGAAAGGGAUGGAGAGCGACUGCUGCGGCAGCACGGCCCAGGUCCUGCUGAGUUUGGGGGAUUUCGCGGCCGCCAAGCGCUCGCUGAAGCAGGCCUACGUGCUGGGCUCGCGGCAGCCCUGGCAGCGAGACCUCGUCCGCUCCAACCUGCGCUACGCCAGCAAGGUGGCGCGGCUGCAGGAGGCUCUGGAGGAGGCGGCGGCCGGUGACCCGCCGGCGGCCCUGGCCCUCUGCGAGCAGCUCGGGGACACCUUCUCCAGGCACGGUGACUUCGCCCGCGCCGUCGACUCCUACCAGAGGCAGCUGAGCUUCGCCCAGGCGCUGGGGAGGCCGCCGGGGGAGCUGGCCGUCAUCCACGUCUCCCUGGCCACCACCUUCGGCGACCUGAAGGAUCACGAGCGAGCCGUCCACCAUUACCGGCAGGAGCUGGCCCUGCACCGGGGCAGCGCGCUGGAGGAGGGGAAGACGUGGCUGAACAUGGCGCUGGCCAUGGAGGAGGGGGGCUCCCCCCGCACCGAGCUCCAGCCCUGCUUCCAAAGGGCGCUGGAGCGAGCCGAGGCGGCCGGAGACCCCCGCCUGCAGCGGCAGAUCCUGCGGCACCUCCGCGCGCUGCAGCUGCGGGACGGCGACGCCGAGGCUGCCGCCGCCACCCUGGCCCGGCUCGGGGCGCUGGGGGGCGAGGGCGGGGGGGAGGAGGAGGAGGAGGAGGAGGAGGAAGAGCCGGAGAGCAGCGAGGCUCAGGACGAGAGCGAGCUGGAGCUGUCGGAGAGCGAGGGGGAGGAAGAUGAACUCGAAGGCUACAGCAAGAGCGUCCCCGGGCGCCGGCGGAUCAGCAAGUGGAACCGACGGAACGAGCGGGGCGAGACCCCCCUGCACCGCGCCUGCAUCGAGGGCGACCUGCGCCGCGUCCAGCUCUUCCUCAGGCAGGGGCACCCCCUGAACCCCCGCGAUUACUGCGGCUGGACCCCGCUGCAUGAGGCGUGCAACCACGGGCACCUGGAGAUCGUCCGGCUGCUGCUGGACCGCGGGGCCGCCUUGGACGACCCGGGGGGGCCGGGCUGCGAAGGCAUCACCCCCCUGCACGACGCCCUCAGCUGCGGGCACUUCGAGGUGGCCGAGCUCUUGGUGCAGCGGGGGGCGUCGGUGACGGCCAGGAACGCCAGGGGCCUGACGCCGCUGGGGACGCUGGAGGAGUGGGCGAGGGUCUACAGCCGGGAGCUGGACCAGGAGACGCGGCAGCGGUGCCGGGCGGCCGAGCGGCUGCUCAGGGAGGCGGCGGCGGCACGAGCCGCCCCACAGCCCCCCUCCGAGGAGCCCUUCGACGCCGAGCUGGACGAGCGGCGAAGCCCGGAGCCGCCGGAGCCGGAGGGGGGUGACGUGUCGCCACCGAGGCCGGUGAAGAAGCGGCAGCGGGUGCCGGGGCUCGGCCGGCAGGAGGGAGCGGAGCCGGAGCCGAACGACUACAAAGCCGCCAUCCGGAGCCUCGGCAGCGCCAAACCCCUUCCCGGCGGCUCCAAACCCCUUCCCGGCGGCUCCAAACCCCUUCCCGGCGGCUCCAAACCCCUUCCCGGCGGCUCCAAACCCCUUCCCGGCGGCUCCAAACCCCUUCCCGGCGGCUCCAAACCCCUUCCCGGCAGCACCGCCGCGGUGGCGAUGUGCCAGCAGCCGGCCCUCAUCCCGGCCGAGCAGUACCUGGAGGAGGAGGAUUGGCUGGAAGACGACCUCGGGGUAUCCCGGGGGGGCCGCAAACGGCCGCGCCGGCACCCCCAGGACCCGGCGACGGCUUCGGGGGACAGCGCGGGGUCGGAGAGCGACGGCCCCGCUCCGGCCCGGCACCAGCCGCGGCGCCGCCGGAGCGCGCAAAGCCGCCUCGCCCGCGUGGCGGAGAGGAUCCCCUUGGGACGCUCCCGGGAAUCCCGACCCCUCGAGGCGGCCGGGAGCCCCCUCCCCACCGAGGAGGAGGAUGAGGAGACCCCCCCUUCCCUGCCGGCGCCGCUGCCGGCUCUCCGCGUCCGCGUCCGCGUCCAGGACAACGUCUUCCUCAUCCCCGUGCCCCAAAGCGAGGGCCGCGCCGUGGGCUGGCUGGCGGAGCGGGCGGCCGAGCGGUACUACCAGACCUGCGGGUUGCUGCCGCGGCUCAUCCUGAAGAAAGAAGGGGCUCUCCUGGCCCCCCAGGACCUGGUGGGGGACGUCCUGCAGAGCAACGAGGAGGUGCUGGCGGAGGUGCAGUGCUGGGACCUGCCGCCCUUGGCCGAGCGCUACCGCAGGGCGUGCCAGAGCCUGGCGGUGGAGCCGCACCCGCUGCUGCUGAAGGUGAUGGAGCUGCAGGAGCAGAGCCCAGGGCUGGGGGUCGGGGGGGGCCUGGCCCUGCGCCCCCCGGACCUCCCCCCGUUGCUGCGGGCCCUGAAGCUGCAGGCGCCGCUGCGGCAGCUCCGGCUGCGCGGCUGCGGCCUCCCCGACGCCGCGGCCACCGACCUGGCGGCCACGCUGGCCACCCUGCCCUCCCUCACCCUGCUCGACCUGGCCGGGAACCGCCUGGGCGCCCAGGGGCUGCGGCUGCUCCUGCCCCCCGGCCCCCCCGGCCCCGCCGGCGCCUUCCAGAGCCUGGAGGAGCUGGACCUGAGCCUAAACCCCCUGGGCGACGGCGGCUGCCGGCCCCUGGCCCAGCUGCUGCGGCGCUGCCCGGCGCUCACCACGCUGCGGCUGCAGGCCUGCGGCUUCGGCGACGCCUUCGCCCUCGCCGGUCCCGCCCGGCUGCAGACGUUGGUCUUGUCCCGCAACGCGCUGGGCCCGGCGGGGCUGGGGCGGCUCCUCGGCAGCGCGCCCUGCCGCGGCCUCGCCCGCCUGGAGCUGGGCUCCGUCGCCGGCCCGCCGGGCCCCCAGCCCCUCGCCGGGACCCUCGGCAGGUACCUGGCGCAGGAGGGCUGCGCCCUGAGCCACCUCACGCUCUCCGGGAACCGCCUGGGCGACGGCGACGUCCUGGAGGUGGCCAGGUGUCUCCCCGCUUGCCCGGCCCUGGUUUCCCUGGAUUUCUCGGCUAACCCCGGCAUCGGCGCGGCGGGGCUGCGGGCGCUGCUCUCCGCCCUGGAAGAACGGGGCCAGGGGCUGCGGUUCCUCAGCCUGGCAGGUUGUUCCCUGGAAGGGCCGUUGGACGACGCCACUUGGGCCAGAACCACCGGCAACAUCCGAGACCUCCGGCUCUGCGGGCGGCACGUCGGCAAAGCCCGGCGCGGCCGCGCCGCCGCGGGGUUUUAACCGAUUACACCCCUU
Phalacrocorax carbo (great cormorant) is the source of this 4026-nucleotide messenger RNA. NCBI's taxonomy places the organism in Eukaryota, Metazoa, Chordata, Aves, Suliformes, Phalacrocoracidae. The record is from RefSeq and is a predicted model, not a curated record.